AUGGACAUAGAGACCGACGGGCGAUUCGGCAACAAGCGAGUGCACAAUCGCCUCGGCCCGGGCUCUGGCGGCGCUCCGUCAUCUACCAACGGGAAGGUCUGCAACUACUGGCGCGCCGGGCGGUGCAACCGCUUCCCGUGCCCCUUCCUCCACAGCGAGCUCCCCGAGGCUGCGCCGCCCAAGCGCCCCACUGGACCCGGGGGGAACGUGUGGCGCAACCCCCACACCGGAGGAAGAGGCGGCGGCGGUCACAGUAGAUGGGGGAAGGGCCCCGGAGGCGGCAGCGGGAUUGCGAGCCACAAGCCGCCUGACAGGCCCUGCAAGUACUUUCUCGCCGGUACCGAAUGCAGCUAUGGCGAGAGGUGCCGCUAUCCGCACAGCUACUGCAUAAGCGAUAGUAUUACGAUGCUUACCCCGCUCAAGGGCCACGAGAAGGGUGUUACAGGCAUUGCACUGCCCGCCGGGUCAGACAAGCUGUAUUCCGGGAGUAAGGAUGGAACUGUUCGCAUGUGGGAUUGCCAAACUGGCCAGUGUGCCGGUGUCAUCCCUGUGGGUCGUGAGGUUGGGUGUAUGAUCAUUGAAGGUCCGUGGUUAUUUGUUGGAAUGCCUGAUGCAGUGAAGGUUUGGAAUAUGCAAACAGCAGCGGAAAUGAGCCUUACCGGACCAACUGGGCAAGUCUAUGCACUCGCCGUUGCCAGUGAGUUACUCUUUGCUGCAACACAAGACGGGAGGAUUUUAGCAUGGAGAUUUAGUGCCUCAACUAACUGUUUUGAACCAGCUGCUUCUCUUGAUGGCCAUAAGCUUGCUGUUGUUUCAUUGAUAGUAGGAGGCAUGAGGCUUUAUUCUUCUUCAAUGGAUAAAACUAUCAGAGUAUGGGAUUUGGCAACAUUGCAGUGCAUACAGACUCUUUCUGAUCAUACCGAUGUUGUUAUGUCUGUGCUGUGCUGGGAUCAAUUUCUAUUAUCUUGCUCUUUGGAUCAAACAAUAAAAGUUUGGGCAGCUACAGAGAGUGGAAAUUUAGAAGUAACAUAUACGCACAAAGAAGAUCAGGGUGCGCUUGCCCUCAGUGGUAUGCCUGAUGCACAGUCAAAACCUGUGCUAUUGUGUUCAUUAAAUGACAACACUGUCCGCCUAUAUGAUUUGCCAUCGAGUGACUCUUGCUUCUUGUAUAGGUUCAAUGAUAGAGGCAGACUAUUCUCCAAACAAGAAAUUAGGGCAAUACAAAUGGGUCCUGGUGGUUUAUUUUUUACCGGGGAUGGAAGUGGUGAGCUGAAGGUUUGGCAGUGGGUAGAUGGAGCCCAAACCUAA
This is a messenger RNA of Miscanthus lutarioriparius, 1308 nucleotides long. The record is from the annotation of a GenBank genome assembly. NCBI's taxonomy places the organism in Eukaryota, Viridiplantae, Streptophyta, Magnoliopsida, Poales, Poaceae.